Molecule: messenger RNA, 1380 nt
Organism: Trametes versicolor FP-101664 SS1
Lineage: Eukaryota; Fungi; Basidiomycota; Agaricomycetes; Polyporales; Polyporaceae
Exons: 5
Coding region: 1-1380 (459 amino acids)
Source: RefSeq, a predicted model, not a curated record
AUGAUUGGCGACUCGCUGCCCGAAUACGUCUUCAUCCGCCUCUCCAUCCUCGGCCUCCGACUUGUUGCACCGCUCAGCAUCGCUUACCUCUCCUACAGCGCGUACCGAGGCCAUCUACUCUUUUCGCCAUGGCUAGGCCUCUACGCAGCCGCCGAAAGCGCCUUCUACCUUCUCGCCGCAAGCUAUCCACCACUACCACCGCGAGAAGAACGAGAGGCGCUGUUCGCGAAAUGCUUCGCCCGCGUCAGCCAUAGCGAAAUGGCCUCCGGCUGGUUCUUCUCCUCCGUACCCGAUCGUAUCAAGCGCGACAACAUGAUCGAAUGGCUGCUCUGGGCCCUGUUCGGCACUCACCGCGAGGGCCUCCAAGACGAAUGGGCGGAAGAAAUCCAAGGCUAUCUGCAGAAGAUGGAGAGCCUGCUCGGGCGCAAGAUCGAAGAGGGCUGGGACCAGACUGUGCGCUGCAUGAAGGCCUCGCUCGACCCCGUCGACCCCGUCCACAGACCUCUCGUGUGGUACUUUAUUGUCGCGACAUCAGAUACAAUAACCGCCAUGCAGAUGAGGCGCGCUGGCUUCCGUCACUACACCUCCGGUCACUGCAUGUCCUGCUUCCCUCCUCGCGCAUUCACCGUGUUCUCCAACAAGGCACCUCACCCGGAUCUCGUCUAUUGGCUGCGACCACAUCGGUCCACGACGAAGGAUCCUAUUCUGUUCCUGCAUGGAAUUGGGAUCGGUCUCUGGCCAUACGUCCUGUUCUUCGCCGACCUCGUCAACGCGGACCCGGACCAUGCACAUCUCGUCGUCGCCGCUCGCGCGCGAGGCGCGGCCAUGCUCGAGGCGCUCACCGAGCUGCUCGACGCCCACGGCUUCGAGCGCGUCGUCGUCGCCGCGCACUCGUACGGGACGGUCGUCGCCGCACACAUCAUGCGCGACCCCGCGCUGUGCGCACGCGUCUCCGCGUGGCUGCUCAUCGACCCGAUCCCGUUCCUGCUGCACCUGCCCGCGGUCGCGUACAACUUCGUCUACCGCGCGCCGCGCCGCGCGAACGAGUGGCAGCUGUGGUACUUUGCGAGCCGCGACCCGGACGUCGCGCGCGCGCUCGCGCGGCACUUCUUCUGGGCGGAGAACGUGCUGUGGAAGGAGGACCUUGUGGGGAAGGACGUCGCGGUCGUGCUGAGCGGGAAGGACCAGAUCGUGGACGCGGCGGAGGUGCGGCGGUACCUGACGGGCGAGGAGGACGCGGAGAUCGAGUUCGCGUGGCGCAAGGACGGACUGGAGGUGCUCUACCACCCGGAGCUGGACCAUUCGAAGGUGUUUGAUACCAAGGAGCUUCGCCGGCCGCUCGUAGACAUCGUGCAGGGAUUCGGGCGACGGUCGGACUAA